CAUGUUAUUUGCAGUUCACAGUUUGCCUUGCGGUCAUAUCUUUAUAUCCUACUUCACAAACUGGUGGGUUGGCCUGCUUCAUUGUGGUUUGGGGAGGAGAAGGUGAGAGUAUUUUAUGCUGUGAGAAUCUUUCUUGCAGUGCUCUCUGUGAUCAGCGAUGCUGCUCUAGUUGUAGCCCUUUCCCGGAAGUAUGGAAAGCGUCUUGCAUCAUAUACACUCGCAAUGCUAUGCUUAGCAAGUGGUUGUUUCUUUGCUAGCACGAGUUUCCUGCCGAGUUCAUUCUCAAUGUAUGCCAUGUCUCUUUCUUCAGCACUAUUCCUCCUUAAUAAGCCUGCCAUGGCAGUUUCUGUUGCUGCCACUGGAGUGAUUCUGGGCUGGCCGUUUUCGAUCCUUGCUUUUCUUCCACUGACAAUUUACUCACUGGUUAAGAGAUUCAAAUCUGUGUUUCUUACAGGUGUUGUCACUUCUGUCAUCCUUAUGGUACUCUCACUUCUUGUUGACUACCGCUACUAUAAGAGGUGGACAUCCUCUGUUAUCAACUUGAUGGUAUACAAUGUUUUAGGGGGUGGUGAAAGUCAUCUCUAUGGUACUGAAGGGCCAUCGUUUUAUUUGAGGAAUGGCUUUAACAAUUUCAACUUCUGUUUUGUGUUUGCUCUACUGUUCUUAGNAGAGGAAAUAAGUAUAUUGAAAGUUGUAACAUGAACUGCAAAUUGGAAUCUGAUGUAGCAACUCAUAGUUUACUGCCUGUGCAGAUUUCUGUACCCAAUAUAUCCACUUAUCUGUGUUGCUGCUUCUGCUGUGAUUGAGAGCUUUCCUGAUCUGUUCAGGGAUAAGUAUAAUCCCAACGAUACAUCCGUUCUAGUUAUGAUAGCAAAAUUUCUCCGACCUCUAGCUCUUGGUUUGAUUCUUUGUUCCUCCCAUGCUCGGACAUUUUCCCUUAUUAAUGGUUAUUCAGCUCCUAUUGAGAUUUACAAGCAUUUAGACUACUACGAUGACGCUGGAACAGGUUCUGUCCUUUGCGUUGGAAGUGAGUGGCACCGGUUCCCUUCUUCGUUCCUCAUUCCUGAUUACGUGGGCCAAGUUAGAUGGUUGGAUGAUGGAUUCACGGGCCUUCUUCCAAUUCCAUUCAAUUCUAGCUUGGGUGGGACCUCGGCAGCACCAUCUUACUUCAAUAAUAAGAACAAGGCAUCAGAGGAGCAAUAUCUUACGGAUCCUGAGCAAUGCACUUUUCUGAUAGAGCUGCAACUUCAACGGCCUUAUCCUACACGAGGAAGUGACUUGUCUACAUGGGAGAUUGUUGCAGCACUUCCAUAUCUGGACAGGGAGUUAUCUCCUCCAUUGUAUCGGUCGUUCUUUAUUCCAUAUCACUGGCAGCAGAAGAAUGUAUUUGGCCAGUACAGAUUACUUAGGAGAAUACCAAAGUGAUUGCAGAUGUACAAGCUGAAUUUUCUAUUGUCCAGCAACUUUUGAUGUGCCUGAGCUUUAGUAGUUUAAAAUCGACUAGGUCACAUUUGUAGUCUGAUACUAGCUAGUAGCUCUUGUAAGAGCGGCCAGUUGAUUUUGGUAAUUGGAUCAAAUUUUCCAUUAGUUUGAAAGUCAGAUUUUGUACUCUUUUUGUCAGUGUAGAUUACACAGAUGAAUGUUUGAACUUUAAUGUGGAAGCAAGAUGUCAAAGUCUUUUAUCGGCA
Nicotiana tabacum (common tobacco) is the source of this 1688-nucleotide messenger RNA. The record is from RefSeq and is a predicted model, not a curated record. Lineage: Eukaryota; Viridiplantae; Streptophyta; Magnoliopsida; Solanales; Solanaceae.